Molecule: messenger RNA, 5864 nt
Organism: Branchiostoma belcheri (Belcher's lancelet)
Lineage: Eukaryota; Metazoa; Chordata; Leptocardii; Amphioxiformes; Branchiostomatidae
Exons: 27
Coding region: 1-5772 (1923 amino acids)
Cellular component (GO): voltage-gated calcium channel complex
Molecular function (GO): voltage-gated calcium channel activity
Source: RefSeq, a predicted model, not a curated record
AUGGCGGAAUUGGCGCGUAGUGUUGUCCACUUCCUUCCUUACUUUCUUCUCAUUUCUUCGAUUUUUCAUCAAACCUGUGCAGAUAUAAACACUUUCCAAGAAGCAACAGACUUUGUUGAAGAGAAGGUGUCAGGGAUUUGUAGAGAAUUUAGCGCUAGACUGCGGAGAUUUGAAGUUAAUAACGGAACUACGCUCGGCCAGUGCCCGUUUUCGCCCAGAGAGCCGGUUCAUGAUGCCUUCGCAUCAGGAGAUAUUUUACCCGGAUUGGGAGAUAAUCCGGACUACGGGAGACAGAUCACGGAACGGGCCUCUUCGAUUUUCUACUCGGAGCAGAUCGCGGCGGAAACCCGGCCCUGGGAGCAGGAAACGGCGCUGGGUUUGUCUAGUGUCGCGGACCAGACACUGCAGGCUUCCCUGUGUAUAAGUGGCACCCUGCUGCACAGCUGGGAGGAUGUGUACACAGGUGGACAGGGCGGGGUCAGGUGGACCAGGUACCUGGACGCUAGAACCGGUCUCAGCCGGAUAUUUCCUGGAAUCACCAUGCCUCCUGACCAAUCCAGGAACUUGAGCAUAGAUGCCAGACUAAGCCAGGCAUUUGUGCAGACGGUUUCUCCUCAGAAGGAUGUAGUGAUUGUUGUUGACAUCACCAUAGUAACACACCAGUCCGUGAUGAGACAGGCGAUGUCAGUUCUCCUCCAGACUCUGAGCCCCUGGGACAAGAUAGCAGUCAUCAUAAAUGGAGAUUUACAGUUCUCACAGCUACAGCAGGUGACUCUACCCUUCCCUGUGUCUGACCUGUUGGACAAAAUAUUGCCUGAUGACUUGAGUCCAGAAGAUACCAAGUCAGCUCUACAGGCAGGGGUGGCAGCCCUACAGGACAGCAGUGCUUGUAUAAAGGCUGUCCUGUAUCUAACAGACCAUGCUGUCCAUAUGGAAACAGUGCAAAGUGUCCUAGAGGGACUUUCAGAAGACAUCCAGAUUUUCACCUACACCUUCAACCCCAGCAUCAAUCCCAGAAUCCUCCAACACCUGGCCUGUGCAACCAAGGGUUCAUGGGAACCCAUCACUGAUGAUGUCACCAUGGUAACCAGACUGACCAGAUAUUAUGGGAUGCACUAUCCUCUAAAUGGCAGUGCAGCAAGAUGGACAACUAUUGUUCCAGACAGGUUGUCAGCAGGUAACCUGUCAUCCCGUUGCUGUGCUGUGCCCCGCCCGGCGACAUAUGACCCCCUGCAGAGCCUGUUCGGUGUCCUCUGUGUCGACUUGUCUGUGAACAAACUACAGCAGGCUGGUGCUACUGAUGUCCAUGUUUUAGAGAAUAAGGCAUCAGUGGUACCAGCAUGUCCAGUUCAGAGGUACACGAGGGAAGAAGUGGACAAGCUCCGACCAGAGGAGUCCAAGUGCAGCCGACUAGAGGUGACCACAGCAGGACAGCUGAGGGGGUUUAUAGAACAGGCUGUCAGGACUACUGCAGGGGCACUGGAGACUGCCGCUCAGGUUGUGAAGCUGCUGCCUACAUGUCCCUACAUCAACUCACAGUAUGACUCCUGUACCAACACCACACCAGACAUGGUACCUGACCAGCGGUACCACCGGCCAAUUUCCAAUGGUACCAGUAACAUCCAUCUGACUGACCAGGCUAGGGUAAUCUACACAAAUACUUCAGACUCUGAUCCAUACAAGGCUCUCCUAGACUCCUUGUGUGUGUCCAGCAGUGCUGAGAUAGACUGGCUCUCAGUCUUCCAGCAGAACAGUGGGGCCAGGUGGCAGUUCUUCAUUGACGCCCCAACAGGCUACACCAGGCUAUACCCAAGUGUCAACGACCUUCCUGAGUCCUGUCAAGAGGGCGGUGGUGUUGACCCUAGGAGUCAGUCGUGGUAUGCAGGUAUGACCUCCCCUGCCAAGGAUGUGGCCAUUAUUGUAGACCCAGCGCUGGACGACAGUCUGGACAUCAUGAAGGCUGCAGCCAAACUGGCCGUCAACACUGUCUCCAAGUACGACACUGGACAGCUCAUGGUCGCUAGACAACAACUGCACAGCGAUGGUUUUCAGCAAGGAACAGAGACAAACAGACAGACAUGGCUUGAAACUGUGGACAGAAUUACAUCAGCAACACACAGCACCACUCAGGAUCUCAUCUCAACCAUCAAAACAGCUAUGGGUCACUUCAAGGACAAACAUCAAGAGGAGGACACCAAAUGUUUCCCUGUGCUGUUGUUGCUGACCAAUCGCCAUCUGGACUUGGCUGUCCUGUAUGAAACAGCACAGGAGAACACAUCACAUCUAGGGGUCAGGGUCUUCACCUUCACAUUUGGACAGCUGGCUGACGACCCUGUUGCUAAGCAACUAGCAUGUGACAGCAAAGGAUCAUGGGCCGUGGUGAAGACCAUGGAGGACCUGCAUCUGGUCAGGGAAUAUUAUGGGAUGUUGAGCCCAGGAGAGCAUGUUGGGAAUGUUCUUUGGAGUGAAGCACGCAACUUUAUUCUGGGUAUGGACAGUACAUGGGAGGUGACUCUACAGCAGAGUCAGUACAUUGCCUGGCAGUUCUACGGAGACCAGGCCUCCAGGUUCCUCCGCAUCUACCCUGCCCUGAAGGAGACCCAGGAACAGUGUUCCAACAAGAUGACUGACCUGCCUAUCAGAACUUGGUUUUCUAGUGCGGCCAGCAGUCCCAAAGACGUCAUCAUCAUCUUAGAUCCUCACUACGCGGAGAACCUCUCCCUCCUGAAGACAACAGCCACCGCCCUCAUCGCUACUCUCACUCGCUUUGACUUCGCCAACAUCCUCACUACAUCAGGACAACAGUUUGUAUCUGGGAUGCUUAGAGCUUACGCAGACGUCCGUACAGCAAUGGUUGAAUUCUUGAACCAAGCAGAUGUCGUGGGUGAGACAGAUCUCAGGCGCAGUUUUGUCAGCGUACAGGGUAUCGUUGAUCAUGCGCUGCAGUCCAGCAACACGACGCAUUGCGUUACGGCAGUGAUUUUGAUAACGGACUUUGUCGUAGCGCCGAGUGUUUUAGAGCAUCUGAGGGGUAAGGCGUUCCGCGUAUUCUCGUACACAAUCGGACCGUGGUCGGACCGAACCAAUGCAAAGAGGGUGUCCUGUGAGAACAUGGGUACGUGGACGCAUAUAGCGUCACUAGAGGACGUUUGGACCAAGAUGGCGGAUUACUACAACUACUUCAGCAUGAAUGAAAAGACCAACAAUGUGAUAUGGACUGAGCCAUAUCAAGACAGAGGCUGGAGUUUUCAGUUUCAAACUGACCAUCCUUACAUCAUCAAAGGUUCUGCCUUGUAUGAUGUUGUCAACAUCAUCGAUCGUCAAGUUCAGUAUGAAGAUAUAGUGCAGUAUAUGGAGGAGGCAAAAGAUAAACUUGCCUGGCUGCAGAAUGCUACAGGUAUCCAUGGUGAGGAAGACAGUACUGUCACCACCAUACAUCCUUCAAACAGAAAGAUACAGCCAGAGACCAAAAAGGGAAACACUGGAAAAGAGCCUUUGACGGAAAAUGCAAAGAGGAGACAUGAUGAAAUGGAGACCAGAUGUGACAGAAAAGCUAAGGUCACACCAGCAAACUUUUCAUGUAAAUUUCCCCGUUACUUCAAGAGUGGCAUGAAUCCAGAAGCCCCAGAUGGUCAUGAUUGUGCAGAUAUCCUGCAGAAGUCAGGAGGGAAGGCGAAAAGCGGGAUAUACGUCAUCAAGCCACUGCCGCACGGUUCUGUAAAAUCGCACCGCAUCAUGGUGUUGUGCCACAUGGAGGGUGGCCGCGGUUGGACCGUCAUCCAGCGUCGUCGAAACAACAGGGAAUCCUUCUAUCGCAAGUGGAGCACGUACGAGCAAGGCUUCGGACAUCCGUGCGGCAACGUCUGGCUGGGAAACCGUCACAUCUACCAACUCACCCACCAGAAACAGUACGUCCUACAGAUAUACAUGAUGGGAGCAGACGGGAAAGAGAACUUUGCUGACUACGACUCGUUUCUCAUCGAAGGAGAGGAGGAAAACUACAAACUUCGCCUGGGAUCGUAUGGCCUGGGUGAGAUAGUGUCAGGAUGUCUGCCUGUGUACGACAUACAGAGUGAGUUCCUGACCCUACUGGGGGUCACAUGUCUGGACCUGACCAAACAGAGGAUUCUCAGCUUUCCUAACGAUGGCCAAGAGGUGUUUGCUGCUAUGCAGUCCCUGUCCCAGAGAAGAUGCCCAGCCAGCCAGCUGACAGAGACACAGAUAGAGAAGAUCAGGAAGUCAGGGGCAAAGUGCAAAGGUCACCAGGUCACGGGAGUGUUCCAGGGGACGGAGGACUCACUGCGGAGGGGCGUGGUCACGGCACAACAGACUUUUACACUGGACGGACAGGCUUGUCAUGGGACAGCUGACCUGGCUGCCACAGACAGCUGUGACAUCACUGCUGGACAGAGGACCAACUCCACCCUGAUUCUGGCCGCAGGUGACCACACCAGGACCAGUAACAUGUCACCUGGGUCAUCACCACUCUACAAGUCACUGUGUGUCUCAGCUACACUUAUACUGAACUGGAUAAUGACCAUUGAGAGUGGUGAGGCCUCCCGUUCCCUUCCCAUCCUGCACCAGUACUUUGUGUCCAGUCCGUCAGAGUUGACCAGUCACAUCAGGGUGUACCCAGGGGUGGUCAUGUCUGGACAACAGUGUACGGACACAGGGAGACAACAGAUACUGGACACUGUGUUGGCUGAAACUCAGAACAACGUUGGUGCCUUCCUGUACCCCAAGACACUGGUGAUCAUUCUCCACAACACUAGAGCAGGCACCAAAUCACAGAUGGUCCAAACAGCCAUAGACCUCACCAACACACUCUCACAGUGGGACCAUAUCAACAUAGUCACUGGUCAGGGGACUGUAUUUAGCCAAACUUCUCAUCCUACUGAAGAUACCAAGGAUAGGAUAAGAAGUUAUCUCCAAGAUGUGUCUCCACAAGAUUCUGAUGUUGUCAAUCUUCUACAUGAGGCGGCUUCUUUCUUUGAAGCCUCUGCAAAUGUGUGCAAUGGCGUGUUGUUUCUUCUCAGUGACAGUGCCUUGUCUACGCACCAUGUUUCUGCCGUCAGUGUGAAUGCAACUGUGUUUGUGAAAACCUUUGGCGGUCUGGCCAAUCAGGAGUCCUCUAGGACUGUUGCCAUGGAGAUUGCCUGCCAGCAUGGAGGAUCAUGGGAAAGUGCUGAUGUGCCAGCUGAAAACUACCUGCAGUUUUUUCCAAGGAGUUUUGAGAACAUCAGAGACCCAGUCUGGUUCAACAGAUCACAUGACUUCCUGUCCUCACCAGACAGUGAACCAGUCAUGACCGGCUGCCUACCAGCCACCCAUGGUAGUCAGACUGUCGGCUUUCUGUGUGCAGAGAGUAAUGCACAUCAGCUACAGGCUAGAAUAAAGGUGAAUACUCAGUGCAGGAGAACACAGCUGAGUCAGGACCAGAGGGAGACUCUGAGGAGACCAGAGGCCAAGUGUAGUCAACUGUCAGGGAAGGGCACAGAGGCAGAGGGAACAACACUGGGGGUCACUCCUGAACCUGGGAUGCCUCCUACAGGCAUGGGCCCAGGCAAGAUCAUUGGAAUAGUGAUCGGCUGUCUCCUCAUCAUUGCCCUGGUGGCAGGCCCUCUCCUCUGGUACUACAAGAAAAGGCAUAAUGACAGAGUCGACGGCUUCCUCAGACUAGAUUUCCUGACAGAUGAGAUAGAGUUGGACGGAGAUGCAGACGAGGUGGACAGCAGCACCACAGCUCCUCUUCUCACCAACCAGGUGGAGUAGCUCAGCCCCUGCUGCUGUCUUACUCCAUUCUGUCAGCACGUCGGCAGAACGUACUGCGCCUGCGCGAAGACCAGACUUUUCACAGUUUUUGU